AUGCAAAGCUCUCCGACACAUCCUUCGUCUCCACAAAUCCCAACUACUAAGAAAUUCAGGACUAUCUUUAGUCUGGCUCCUUCAGGAUUCGGCCGGCCUAUCGAAUCCAACUACUAUCUCUUGGGGAGAAGGACGCCUAAGCUCUCUCAAUUGUCCUACUUUGACGACUUCGAUACCCAAUCCAUCAGAAAUAUGGCAAUCGAUUUACCCGUCGAAUAUCCGUCUCCAACGACCCCGCACCCUGCGCGCAUAUUAACCGACGAUGGCUCCUGGAUCGUCCGUGUCGCCGAAAAUGAUGCUUAUUCUUUCACCAUUUACGUGAAAACUCCUACUCAUCACCUUACUCUCACCCGCACCACGAAAGAGAUCAGUGAUCUCCACUCAAAACUACACGAAGCGUACCCAAGCAUGCCUUUGCCCCCUCUUCCUGAGGUCAUCCGCACUGCCUCAGAGAAGCGCCGGGGAUCGUUCCUCCAGACUUUGAGUCGGUUCGGGAGUCACAAGGAUAAGAACCAUGGGGGCACAGCCCGGUCAUCAGAUUCCACAGCUCAGAACCUGGGCCCAACUACCCCCACUAAAGAAGAACCCGACCCCUUGACUGACUUCAGCUCUGAUGGGAAUGUGGGCGCUCUCCCUGAAUACCUCACUACACUAGCGAACCAUCCGGCGUUCCGGACGUCGAGGCCGUGGAAACGGUUCGCGCGCGUGCGUGCUGAAGACCUUCAGAGUACACGUGUUGAACGCCAGAUCAAGCGAGUUAGGUCAGACCUCGCCGUACAUACCACGCGCCUCGACUCGAUACCGCAAUUGCCUCCACUCCUCGAUGAUAGCUUAAUGGAUCCAUUCCUUACACGAGAUGGAGAUCGCAUGAGCCUAUUGCCCACAACGCCGGUCGAGGAGACGAUUGCUGAAGUUGAUGAGGAAGUAACGCAUGCUACCACUUCCCCUGAGGAUCAAGAUGGUAUUACUGUCGGGGACCAGCUGCCUGAGCCGUUGCCAGAGGUGGCGCCCGAAGCCCUAGAGGCGAAAGAGCAGACAGGCGAAAUAACUAUGCACCCUGAUGCUGUUGGUGUCGAUGCCACUUCCGGUUCCCCUGCUACACCACCGGAAUCCCCAAAGGAACCUGUCGCAGUUCCCGUCGAAGCGGAAUUAACGCCAACUUUAGCUCAUCUAACCAUAGCUUCCCUUCCUUCGCCAACGGGAUAUCCUCAACCCUCGGGGCAUGCAAGAACAAUUCGCUCUGUUUCGGCGGACCCCACCCGUCGGCUCUCUGCUUCAGCUGGCAGCGACAAUGUCGGAGCUGCCGUUCGAGAUGGCACUCAUCCUAGUCGGUCGUGGAAGCCUUCUCAGCCAAAGCAGGUGAAUGGACUGGAUACUGAUGCCGAGGCUGCGUUCGAUACCGAUGUAGAACAUCCCACCGACACCGGCAUCGUCACGCCCAUCAAGCCACGCAAGAAGCGUGCCUCGAAAAAAAUCACGGUCAACGAUUUCGAGAUGAUGCGUGUGCUUGGAAAGGGUUGUGCGGGGAAGGUUCUCUUGGUCAAACAUAAAGCUUCUAGUUCUUUGUAUGCCCUGAAGGCCAUCACAAAACGACAUGUACUUGCUCAUCAAGAGCUUCAACACACACUGACCGAACAGGCUGUAUUGAAACGUAUGGCUCGCGAAGGUCAAGAUCCAUUCGUCGUCAAACUGUGGUGGAGUUUCCACGACAAGGAAAACCUUUUCCUCGUUAUGGAUUUCCACCCAGGUGGAGAUUUGGCCACUCAGCUCGCUCGCUGGGGUCGAUUAGGCCGUGAUCGGGCUCGCUUCUAUGCCGCCGAGAUUGUAGAAGGGGUGGAGGGUCUGCAUGCUGCCGGCGUGGUGUAUCGCGACUUGAAACCAGAAAAUAUUCUCAUCGGUUCCGACGGACACAUCGUCCUCACUGACUUCGGCCUUUCGAAGCAAUUUCCCUUACCACAUCUCAACCAAUCGGGAUCUUCGACAGACACGGAUGGCACUGUCUUGCCCAGAUGGAUGACGCCUGAUCAAAGUCCAAACAGCUGGCACCUCUCGAACAAGGAUUUCACGGGUACCUUCUGUGGCACUGCAGAGUAUCUUGCGCCUGAAGUCAUCCAGGGUCUACAGUACAGCUACGAAGUUGACUGGUGGUCAUUUGGUACGAUGCUCUACGAAAUGCUCAGCGGCAUCACACCAUUUUGGGCAAACAACCACUCAGAUAUGUAUGUUCGUGUCCUUCAGGAUGAGUUGCAGUUCCCAGAAGAUAAAGCCAUGGACCAAGAUACAAAGAGCCUUAUCCGCGGCCUUCUUCAACGGAGCCCGACAUUACGCAUUCGUGAACCCAGAAUAAAGAAGCAUCCGUAUUUCUCUAUGAUCGAUUGGUCCCACGUAUAUUACAAACGCUAUAUUCCGCCGUAUAUUCCCCCCAUCGACCCAUCCAAUGCCAGUGACACCCAGAACUUCGAUGAUGCCUUCCUUGAUAUGAGCCCUACUCUAGACGAUGAUCCAGAACCUGUGACCGAUUCCGAGCUGGAGAAAACGGAGGAUGAACCGCUAGAUGCGGAUGCUUCGUCCCCUGUGCAAACUCCUUCUGGAUCCCUUUCCAACCGGAAUGGGAAAGUCAAUGCUGCUGCACAGAAGGACGCAAACGAGGAAACUGUGGAUGUUUUUGAUGGAUACUCUUACAAAGCCCGACAGUCUGUCAUCCUUGAUGAUGACGAUGAGUAUGAGGAGCGUGUUGUGCGUGUGGAAGUCGAAGAAACCCCCGCUCUUCCAGAGGUUGAUACUGCGUCAGAAGUUACUCCCGACGACGCUUCCGAUAUCUCUAUCAAGGCUUCCGCUCAGCCUCGCCCACCCACUCCGGCUGUUGUUCAAGAAGAGCCUUCAGUUGAGUUGGGGCCGCCAGGAGAGCCAGAUCAUCCGCUUGCAGAACUUGUGUCAGCCGCCGCUGACUUGGAGGCGGCUCUUGGCACACCCUUACCGGCGUCGCCUGCCAAGAGCGUCCAUACGGAGCUUACAUCACCCGAGGAGCCUGCCUCCCAGGAGACCGUUGAUGAGACAAAGCCACCUAUUCGCGAUCUUGUAUACGAUCCUUCGCCUGCACCUAGCGUCAGGUUUGAACCCCCUGCCGCGGUUACUCCGUCUAAACCAUCCCGAUUUGCGCCAUUUAAGAGCUCUCGCAAGAAAAGACGUGAGAAGCCCGCUGUCUCAAAUUUCGAUGAAGGUCUUGCCGACGAAGAAACUGAUGUGCCACCACGAAACAAGGAUGAGGAUGAUGAUGAUUGGGACCUGGUGGAAGUUCCUGGUCAUGAAGAGACGAAUGGACCUUCUGGUCGUGGUCGUGGUCGUGGUCGUGGUACGAGUCUUUUCGCACGAGGAGUAGUUGAUAGAUACCGGCUGGCUGUUUUCAAAAAGUCCACCCCCACGCGAUCGAGAGUCAACCGGACUCCUCUUGACUCAGAACGGACACCAUUCACAACCCCAGACCCGGCAGCCUCUCCCACGCCGCCUGAAGUCAAGAAGCGAGGGAGAACACCUGGUCUCAACCUUCGGAAGAGUACCACCAAAUUCCUCCGUGCUAAAUCGCCGAUUGGUUCAUCUCCAACUCCAAGUGCAUCAUCCGUGCGCAGACUGCUCUCCUCCCCAUCAAGUUCAACUAAAGGAGCGACCGCUGCACCCGCUGGGUCUCUCACACCGUCCUCCCGCGGCACAAAACACUCUAUGACAGUCCCCAACGAGCCCUCUCUUAAGUCAAAAUCAUCCGCAUUAUCUCGAGAAUCGGUCGGGACGCCAGGCUCUUCGGGAACUUCUAUCAACGACGAAAAUUCGGGCACACCCCCUACCUUGGCGCAAUCUGGAUCUGAUAUUGCUGGAGGAUCUAAAGAUGGCACCCUCAGGGGAUCGAAAGCCCCAGAUGAGAGCGAUAAACCGCCGAAAAUUUUCAACAAGAAAAUGAAGGUUGGAGCCGAGAAAGUCAUGUCCCUGUUCGGGUCACCCAAAUCGUAG
Molecule: messenger RNA, 4002 nt
Organism: Cantharellus anzutake
Lineage: Eukaryota; Fungi; Basidiomycota; Agaricomycetes; Cantharellales; Hydnaceae
Exons: 10
Coding region: 1-4002 (1333 amino acids)
Biological process (GO): protein phosphorylation
Molecular function (GO): protein serine/threonine kinase activity; phosphatidylinositol binding; ATP binding
Source: RefSeq, a predicted model, not a curated record